UUAUUCAAACCACAACAACUAUGUCUUCUGGAGUUGGUAUUCACGAUGAUGUUAUUGCUCGCUUUGAGGAGAUGAAGUUACGCCACCAACAUGCUUACAUUGUCUGCAAGGUGUCUGCGGAUGGGUCUCAAAUCGUAGUGGAUCAAAUCCUUUCUACUGCAGAAUCCCUUUGUCUCGGAACAGAAGCCACUUAUGCCAAGUUUGUUCAAGCUCUUCCAGAAAAGGAAGGAAGAUACGGUAUUAUGGAUUUAAAGUAUGAUAUUGGUCUUGAAGGUCUUCGAAACAAACUGAUUUUUAUUAGUUGGAAUCCUGAUUCUGGAUCGAUCCGAUCUCGUAUGAUAUACGCUUCAUCCAAGGCUGCUCUGUGUCAGCGUCUUGAUGGAAUUCACAGUGAAGUUCAAUGCACGGAUGCAUCAGAUGUGUCCUUUGAGUCGGUGUUUGAGAAUGUUGCUCCCAAAGGAGCGAUUCCUUUUAGCAAGCCUGCUACUCCCAACGAAGAAUAAAUUGUCAUGUGUUCCUCAGGAAAA
Batrachochytrium dendrobatidis JAM81 is the source of this 527-nucleotide messenger RNA. RefSeq lists its product as uncharacterized. The record is from RefSeq and is a predicted model, not a curated record. Bases 21 to 503 code for a protein of 160 amino acids. Gene Ontology annotation, molecular function: actin filament binding. Gene Ontology annotation, cellular component: actin cortical patch; actin cytoskeleton; cytoplasm. Gene Ontology annotation, biological process: actin filament depolymerization; actin filament severing. The transcript is spliced from 3 exons. Lineage: Eukaryota; Fungi; Chytridiomycota; Chytridiomycetes; Rhizophydiales.